UGGCGACGUGACUCUCUCCUGCAAUGUCAACGUAUGGUACCACUCGCCACCACCAUCCUCCCGUUGCGCCAAAUUUCUCAAACAAGGAUCGCGUUACGGAUUAUCACACUACCUUAUUCCGUCGGCUAAUAUGGGAUGGAACCGUUCCGCUUGAAAUCCGUGUAGAUCCAAAGGAAUUGCCUGCGAAUUCAGAUCGUGGACUCGAAUGCUACUUUCUGCAGGCUCCCAGAGUCACUUACAUGCCUCUUUUAAUGCCAGAGAUACGCAGAUUCUUUAUGGACCUGGUGUUUGACGAGACUGCUACCAAAGAUCUCAAAGACGAAGAGUGGUGGUUCGAAACUGCAGAGGGAAGGCUGGUCAAAUGGCAUUGGCCCAUUGGACUGAUAUACGAUAAUCAUAUUAUUUCCACGUCUCUCAAGCCAUCCUCCUCUCGGGCUGCGUCUGCAGCUACCCCCUUACGUCUGACACUGCAUCUCGCAUCUCCGCCCAGCGAUAAGUUGUUACUUUCACCGAGUGCGGAAGCAUGCAAGCAAGCUUUCAUGGGUCAGCUCAAAGAGGCCGAUUUCAUCAGAUGGGGGAACACAAAGCGUAUGACGGGACUCAGGCAACAGGACCAGGAUGGUAUGUGGGAGGGAAUAAAAGAACACAAUUUUGAUGACUAUUGGCGCGUCGCAUCGAAAGUGACGCCUACGACAACACCCUCUCACACAGGUCCUCCGCCAUCGUCGACAUCCAUGCAUACAAGUCCCCCAUCAGCAGAUCCUGGUGGACCGUCGGAAAGAGAUGGCGCUUACAAUGUUCGAAGUGUACCGGUACGAAUAUACCUUCCGGAUGGACCGGUCAUCCAAGAAUUGGUGCCUCCUGUCCUUGCAGAUGGCACACCUCAUACCCUUUCUUCAUAUCUUACGGCCAAUCUACCUCUACUUUUCCCUCCCCAGCCACCUGCUCCUCCACCUUCUCGAACUAACCCCAACCCGCGACCCCCGUCCGUUUCUCACCUCGCCUAUGCUCUGAUUCAAGGCAUAAUAACUCCGCAUGAAUCUGAAAUGGCGUGGUUGGGAGCGUGCCUCGCAGGAGCAGACGGAUGGGUGAAUGUUUGCAUAGGCUUGCACAAUACGUAGAUCCUGAGACGUAAUAGGCUUUUAAUGCUGAUACUGUUCCACCCAUUCGUGAAAUCGGGUAUAACGCAACAUGA
Messenger RNA from Marasmius oreades (fairy-ring Marasmius), 1195 nucleotides. RefSeq lists its product as uncharacterized. The coding region runs from base 24 to 1121 and encodes 365 amino acids. The record is from RefSeq and is a predicted model, not a curated record. Gene Ontology annotation, biological process: autophagy of mitochondrion; autophagosome assembly; nucleophagy. Gene Ontology annotation, cellular component: Atg12-Atg5-Atg16 complex; phagophore assembly site membrane; cytoplasm. Lineage: Eukaryota; Fungi; Basidiomycota; Agaricomycetes; Agaricales; Marasmiaceae. The transcript is spliced from 4 exons.